This is a messenger RNA of Platichthys flesus (European flounder), 2919 nucleotides long. RefSeq names its product complement component C1q receptor-like. The record is from RefSeq and is a predicted model, not a curated record. Gene Ontology annotation, molecular function: extracellular matrix binding; calcium ion binding; extracellular matrix protein binding. The coding region runs from base 1005 to 2135 and encodes 376 amino acids. Gene Ontology annotation, cellular component: extracellular matrix; external side of plasma membrane. Gene Ontology annotation, biological process: cell migration. NCBI's taxonomy places the organism in Eukaryota, Metazoa, Chordata, Actinopteri, Pleuronectiformes, Pleuronectidae. The transcript has a single exon.
ACUGUGUGCAUUAUGGUUAUUUAUCUAAUUUAUGUCUUUGCACUUUCUGUAAGUUAGGCGGUGUACUGUUUUUGUAUUGAUUACAUAUCAAAUCACAAAUCAGAGUAAAAAGAUAGCAAGACAGAGUAUAGAGAGGAAACAAGUUGGGUAAAAAGAAAAGUAUGAAAAACAUGACACAAAGUGUAAAUACAUGCAGGUUUUGCUUUAAAGGGUAUGUGAAGGGCUCUGUGUUACCAGACUGACUAUGUAGAGAACUGAUGGAUUGGUAUGGCUGUUUGCUAUUUGUUUACUGACAUGGUGUAAAUGUACAUAUGGUUUUAGGUCAGAGGACUUUAUUUAAUGCCAAAAUCAUUGUGCUUCUUUUGAAAUAUGUCUCAUCAUCAGCAGCCAUAUUUCCUACUAAUUACUCUGAUCCCAUCGAAGCCCAGUAACAGGAGCAAUAUUCAGAUGAUCCCCCUGCCAUUGUUAUAUCAUCACACGUUUGGCUAUUCUCACUAAAGCAUUAAAAUGUAAGCGUUACAUUAACGCUGUCGCUGGUUGAAGUGAUAUAGUCCUUAGUAGUUCAAUCUAUAAUUAGUAGUUUGUAGAUGUUAUGUUCCCAUUUACAUCUGCAAUUUUGUGAAGACAAAGUGACAAAAUGAUGAAGUAAUGUGACUUAAAUACUGCCCUUGGGUAAAUACACAUUUAAAUUUCUAAAAAAAAAUGGGGCAUUUAUAGACAAAAGCAAUCAAACACAUUUUACUUAAAGGGGGGAGGUUGCACAGGUGAUUGUGUUGCUGUAAAAUAAAUAUGAUGUAUGAUAAAUGCACGCUGACUAUCAAACCUGUGUAUGUUGUAUAAAAUGAAGUCUCCACUGAACCCAGCACUGAAUCCAACUCCAACUCUAUCUCAGUUCCUUCCUGUCUUUAACCCUGAGGGGUGUUGCUUCCGGAGUUACUGGACACAGAAUCUACUUCAAUGCUUUUAGUCUGGCGACGUUAUAAGAUGAUCUUCUGUGCGACAUCAUGGACUUCCUCAAACGGCCAAUGAUUAUCAUUAUUUUAAUGUCAGUUAUUUUAUUAUUGUUUUUAAAGGCAGGGUGUGGCAUGAAGCAGGCAGGAAUCUGUAGGCCUGUUUGUACUGGUGGGGACUGUAUUACUGUUAACCAGGACAGAGUUGACUUCAGAACAGCUGAGACAGCAUGUCGAGAUAGGAGAGGAGAACUACUGACAUUUGAUCCUGAGACAGAUGGGAGCUUCCUCCACACUUUGAGUCGGGAGUUGUCUGGAAACUUCUGGAUCGGACUGCGUUUACCAGCUAGCACAUGUAGCAACCUCUCAUCUCCACUCAGAGGCUAUGAGUGGAUCUCUGGUAGCACACAGAAGAGCUUCAUCCCAUCCUCCGACACCUGGAAACACAGCACUGAAGUCUGCUCUCCGCACUGUGUGUCACUUUCAAACGAUCAAAAGUGGACAGAGAGACUGUGCUCAGAGGAAACUGAUGGAUAUCUGUGCAGAACACAGCACAAAGACGCGUGCCGGACACAGGAAUUAUCAGAUCCAACUUUCUUCCGAAGCUCUGAAGGCUGUUCAACAGGCCCUUGUGAGCAGGAUUGCAAGAAUGUAAAAGGAGGCUAUAUAUGUUCUUGCUUCACAGGAUACAUCCGAGACAGCAAAGACCCCAGGCAGUGCAAAGUGCACUGUGGCGAGAGGAAAUGCCCAUGUGUAGGACAUAGUGUGGACCAGUGCUUCUGUCCUGAUGGCUACAUCAAGAACUUGAGUUUCUGUGAGGACAUCAAUGAAUGUGAGGAACGGCCUUGUGAUCAGGAGUGUAGAAACGCAUUAGGAUAUUUUGAGUGCUACUGCAGAGAAGGAUUUGUAAUUGAAAAAGGAUACCAAUGCGUCAAAGCAAAAGACAGAAAGAUUGAUUUCACCACGACUCCUGUAACCGUGCGUGCUACCAAACCCGCUGUUGAUAAUAACCUGAAGACGUCCUCUGCACCUGCUGGAGGGUUUCUCUGGGUAUGGGUUUUUGCUGCUGCGGCUGUGGUGGUGUUAAUCUGUGUGGUGAGGUUUUAUGUUGUGAGGCGUCAGAAGCGCAGAGAACAAAACUCCACUCAACAGUCCCCUGCUCCUGUGGAUGAUAAUGAGUGUUAAUGGUGAGUCCACCAGAUUUAAGUUUUUAUUUUCUGAAUAGUGCACCGUAAGAAAUUUACGUGAGGAAAUAUGUUAACAUGGAUACAUUUUAAAUGAGAGCAGACAUAUGCAUCAUUAAAAUAACAAUAAUAACGGGAAAGAAUAUUUUGAAAAUCAAUUAUUAUUAUAUAAUUAUUAUUAUAUAUUAUAUUCAGAUUAAGUGAAUUAAUACAAAUAUAAGCAAUUCAAUUCAAAAACUGUUGGAUAAUUUGCAGUAGUUAACUGUGUUAUGAAAUGGUGAUCAAAUCUGAUCAACUGGAAAUCAUCAAGGGUUAGUUCAUUAAAAUGACCCUGAAAUAAAUGUACCAUGUUUCUUAUGGCAUUUACAGUAAAUAGAGUAAUCAUUUGUAUAUGUGCAUAUCCAUUCAAUUUAAUGUAAGAUGUGAGUAUUGACAUAAAUGUUCUUUAACCCUAUUCCUAAAUGGAACACAGAGGAGGUGACUGUACACGUGGUCAUUCAUGAGACAUGUUAAAUAAUUAAAAUCUGAAUUAACGAAUCAAUGCGCUAUUUCCUUCAUCAUGCAUGCUCUUAGAGCGCCAUCUACCGUUUUGCUCAACAAAUUGCAUUAACAGUUAUCAGUUUUAGCUUGAAAGAAACUUUGCUUGAUCUUUUUGUUUGGCUACCUGCUGAAUGAACAGUACUUACUUCAUGUUUUGUAAGCAACCAGUUUUAUGAAGAAAAGUGGACAAGUUGUAGACAGAAAAUAUAUAUGUGUGUAUUAAAACAAUUUUCCAUUGACCCUCA